Molecule: messenger RNA, 490 nt
Organism: Adineta steineri
Lineage: Eukaryota; Metazoa; Rotifera; Eurotatoria; Adinetida; Adinetidae
Source: the annotation of a GenBank genome assembly
AUGUCUUCAUCUUCCGAUAAACCUCAUCACGAUCAUGACAAGAAAUUCAGCGUAAAAGACGGACUUGCUAGUACGACUCCUCAUGCUCUACUUGGAGAUGGUACUUCAGCAACGAUUGCAGGUGCCCAUUCAACAAGCGGUGCAAAUCAGCAACCACAUGGAACCACAAACGCAGGGCGUGCACCACCGACAAAUACUAAUCCUGCAGGUCAUAGAAGUAGGUUUUCAGCUAAGCACGUUUUUUCAAACUAAUAUGCAUGGUUUUAUUAUCUUUAUUUUAGAUUAAGUCAGCUUAUCUGCAUUCAAGAUCUGACGACAAAACUAAACACAUUUUCAAUUAAUUUCACCUUAUAUGAAUAGAUUUUUUUUCGUUUUCAAAUAAAAUCCAGCGUGCUUUUGAUUACAUUUUUUUAUCAGAAUUUUAGUCGUUAUACGAAGGGUGUAGGGUGUGGGUGUGUAAAAAUAUAUUCCAUACCCGCACCCUUAAAAU